Molecule: messenger RNA, 1523 nt
Organism: Macrosteles quadrilineatus (aster leafhopper)
Lineage: Eukaryota; Metazoa; Arthropoda; Insecta; Hemiptera; Cicadellidae
Product: serine/threonine-protein phosphatase CPPED1-like
Exons: 7
Coding region: 241-1131 (296 amino acids)
Molecular function (GO): hydrolase activity
Source: RefSeq, a predicted model, not a curated record
AGAUACACUUGUGUUGUGUUACCUAAACUGCUACUGCAGUUGCCGGUACUUGUGUUGGAAGAUUAAAGUGUAUGUAAUCAGUAAUCAGUUGACUGCAGAACCAGUGAGUAAAGGGUAAGCCGAUUUAAGGCUAUUCAACCUAACUUACAUGUAACCUAAUGUCUGGUUUUUCAUAGGAAGUUAGUUCUUUAGUAACUUAGUCUGCUGAUAAUCAAAGGAGCUGCUGAAACUCCUGCCGUCAUGUCUUGGGUUGUUAAAGCUGUAAACAGGACUCAUACGGAUUUUUCCUCAGAGACAAACAAAGAAUGGAAAGAGCCUUUCUUUUUCGUCCAGGGUGCGGACACUCAGUUUGGAAUGUUUGCUGAUUUCACUGAAGUAACCACAGAACCAAAAUGGGCAAAGGAAAUCGAACUUGCAGAACUUGCUGUGAAAAAGGUCAAUGAAAUGAGACCAAAACCAAAGUUUUAUGUUAUAUGUGGAGACCUUUGCCAUGACUAUUAUGAUAAAGAACCAGAUGUGAGGGCAGCGCAAGACGCAGAUUUCAAGAAAGUGUAUAGCAAGUUAGAUCCUACAAUUCCUCUGGUGUGCGUUUGUGGAAAUCAUGACGUGGGAGACAAUCCAACUUACGAAUCUGUUCGCAAAUACACUUCCAACUAUGGUGAUGACUACUUCUCAUUCCAUACUGGAGGUGUGUUCUUCAUUUGUAUCAACUCUCAGUUCUACCAUGGCGCCACAAACACUCCCGAUCUCGUCCAGGCGCAGGAUGAAUGGUUGGAUCGCCAACUGGCAGUUGCCAAACAAUCAGAGAUUCCGAGUAUAAUGUUUCAACACGUCCCUUGGUUUGCCAGUGACCCUGAUAAAACUGAGCGGAACUACUUUGAGAUUGACCACGACAUCCGGAAAAGGAUGCUGGACAAAAUACUAGCUGCAGGUGUGAAGUACGUGUUCUGUGGCCACCUCCACUACAAUGCAGGAGGCAAGUACAAACAGCUGGAGUGUGUUGUGACGUCUGCUACUGGCUAUCAGCUGGGCAGUGACACUCACGGACUACGAGUGGUUAAGGUGUACAGAGAUAAGGUGGAGCACAAGUACUACCCACUGGCAGACCUACCAGCCGAAGUCAGUCUGUAACAAACCAAGUGUCUACUGGACAAACAUUUAUGGUUGAUGAUGAUAGUGUUAUGACUUUAGUAUAGGAUAGGUACCUUUUUUCGCCACUAUCUAUUAUUAGAUGACUAAUUUCAAGUCAUUGCCGACUUCAAAACCGCAUGUUCUUGCUUUGACUCCAAGCUAAAUUUUGAACCAAAAUGCAAUUUUUUAUUGGGAUAACCGUUAAUGAUGGCGUUUAACAAAAGACUGAAGUUAAAUAGUAACAGGACUAGGUUUGGACUCCCUUACAAAAAACUGUGGCACUGGAGUUUGACAUGUUAACCUUAUGAUUUUUCAAAUUUGAAAGGAACUGGCUGUUACCCACAGGCUUCACCCCGUUUGACUUCAAGUAUUAAUAAAAUUAUUGGUUGGUU